Messenger RNA from Lactuca virosa, 2452 nucleotides. NCBI's taxonomy places the organism in Eukaryota, Viridiplantae, Streptophyta, Magnoliopsida, Asterales, Asteraceae. The record is from the annotation of a GenBank genome assembly.
CUCUCUCUCUCUCUCUCUCAUACUUUCUCUCUCUACAAUGGUGUGACUAAUACCUACUAUUGACAGAGUUGUUUAAUUUUCAUUCAUGUUACUGUAGAAUCUGGAUGCGUAAAGAGUCAUGUUACAGAUGAAUUUGGAGGUGUAAAGGAGUAAAUAGGUAAACAACAUAAGAAUUUUCACAGGUUCAUAGAUUGUUUUUUCUACGAAAAAUAUUUAUAUAAUCAUAUCAAUUGGAUCAUACUUCGUUCAUUUUAUGAUUAUGAACUUUGAUUCUGCUCUUAUUACUGAAGAAAUUGGAGGCGUAAUGAACAGAGCAUUUCACAGUUCUUAGGUCCAGGAUUUCAAUGAACAAUGGAUAAUUCUUAUGUGAAGAAAAUGGCAGUUGCUGGAUUGCACAAGGCGUCACUUGAUUCAUAUAUUAAUAAUAAAGAGAAAUCAACCACAAGAACAUCAUCCAUCAGGAAAAUGUGGCAGGAUCUUGAAAGUGAGGGCAAAUGCGAAAGCAUUGAAAGUGAAGAUACCAAUGAAAUUGAAAACGAAUGUCCUCAAAACCAAAAUCAAGUAGCAGUUCAUAAUAAUGGAUUAUGCUUGCAGCGUUCUCCUUCUCUUGAUGUUCCAGCAAAAGAGCGCGUGAGAAAAGUUUUCCAUGAUUGGGGAAGCAAAAGCUUUGAAGGUCAUACACUGUAUAGUUCACGUAUGAAUAAUUGUCCAAGGGCAGAAUCGGUAUUUAUCCGUAGGAUAUAUGGUAGACAGGCUGUUCUGGACUUGUUAGCGAAGUUUGUGAAAGAAAGGAAAACAGAGGUUGAAGAUUUAUUGAAAAAUCAAUUCGUAUCAAAUUUCCCUCAUCGCCCUCGAAUUCAGUCAUUGCUGAAAGGUAGAUUUUUGAGGAAUCAAAGAUUUGUAGAAGAUCAAAAACAGGCUUCUGUUGCAGCAAGUGAAUUAGGGUUAUUGAGGCAAACACAUUCUGUAUCUGAUAUAAGGAAAGGCUUCCUCUCUAAAUUGAAUAACUAUGACAAAAAUGCUUCAGAGGUCAAUGACAACAUCCAACAAGCUGAAGAAAUCAUUCAUGAAAUUGGUAAAGAAUUUGAAACAAAUAAUUUAACAAGUCCACAACAGUUUUCUUCACAAGUAGGAGAAAGACAUGAUGAUGACGACGACGACGAUGAUGAUGAUGACUUUAUCAUGCAAUAUGAAGAAAGAGAUGAUUCAAUGGAAGAAACAAAUCAAAUCACUCAUCACGCUGAAUUUCCACAAGGAUCUCAAGUGGAUGAUGAAGUUGUGCGUUUACUUUCUUUACAGACAAGUACAGAUAGCUUAAAUUGGCAAGAAAUUUCACAGGCGGAAGAAGAUUGGGAUGAAUCAGUUACAGAAGAAGAAGAAGACGACAAUGAAUGGCAUCAUUUAACUCGGACCAACUCAGACGAGGGUAUAGAUGUCAAUUCACCAGUAAGAAGCGAUUCGCAAGAGUGGAUUGAAACCCUAGAAAGUAGGAGUAACGCAUUCUAUUGGUUCGAUGAUGAUGAUAAUAACGACAGCAGAUUAGAACUCACGCAACUUACAAACAGAAGAACAGUCUCUAAUCUUCUUCAAAGUGAUUUUGGUGCACGACUGAAUCAUCUGUUGAUGCAAUCAUAUGUGAAUCGACAAAAUCAAGCAUUUGAAUCACAAAAUGAAGCUGUUGAUUCAUCAUCAGUUGUUAUCCCCCAAACAGAGGAGGAAAGGGAGAUAAUCAAUGGGUUAAGGGUCGAUAUGGAUGCACUUCAAGAAAGAAUGAAUGAAAUGCAGAGGAUGCUGGAGGCGUGUGUAGAUAUGCAAAAAUCAGUGCAUCAAGAGCUUAAUUUAGCUCUGAAUCAGUCAUCAUCUUGCUACUUAUGUUGUGAUGAUGGUUUUGAAUCAUUACCUGAAGAAAGAUCUGGUGCACACAUGUGUAUAUGCUCAAAAUGUGCUCAGAAAAUAAACUGGUCGAAGCUAAAGGAAAGUGUGAGUGUUUUUUUAAUCAGGUCCUACUGAUCAUCGGUAUUGUGUGGUGAUGAAAUGAAGAUGCUAUAGCUUAGCACUAAUGACAAAUCCAAAAAAAAAAAAAAAAACUUACAUCUUCUGUUAGUUUAUGUAUAUUGAUUUGGAUUUGGGGAAUUGUUGCAUUGGUUUGUUCUUUUAAUAUUUAUAUAUCAAAUACACUUAUACAUGGUACAUUUAUGGGAUUGUGGGAUGCAUUGCAGGGAUUGGUUGGGAGUGUCAUGGUUGACUAACUCAUAGCCCUCAGAGCCUCUUUCAUAGCAAUUCAAUACAAAUAAGGAAGACUAAGUUCCAAAACAAUACAAACACAUAAUAUAAUUCCAUGUACCAAGUGAAAGAUACUAUGUAUCAAAACAAGGAUAACAUCAAGUAAAAGCAUGUAUCAUUAAAACAUUGCAAUUGUGACAUGUAUCCAUUUAUAAAAACACUAUGUGCU